Messenger RNA from Cucumis sativus (cucumber), 1798 nucleotides. Its product is annotated as transcription factor TCP19. NCBI's taxonomy places the organism in Eukaryota, Viridiplantae, Streptophyta, Magnoliopsida, Cucurbitales, Cucurbitaceae. Gene Ontology annotation, cellular component: nucleus. The record is from RefSeq and is a predicted model, not a curated record. The transcript has a single exon. Gene Ontology annotation, molecular function: DNA-binding transcription factor activity; sequence-specific DNA binding. Bases 580 to 1608 code for a protein of 342 amino acids.
UACAGAGAAAGAAACUUUGAGGAAUGGAGGGGGUGGAGAGAGCGAAACGAAAACCAAAGAAAUCUUUGACCAAAGAGAAACGUGGCAACAUCUGUGGAACCAGUGAUUGAUUGGAAACGAAAGAUCUGAACCCUCCAUUCAUUAAACUCCAUAUAAAAAAUAAAAUAGGGUUUGAGGGUCCCCCCUCUUCUAAGGAUAAAGUGGGGUUCCCUUCUGCUUCUGCCUGGCUGCUGCUAUUGCUUCUCUAGGGUUUGUUUCCUUUCUCUCUUCCCUUUCUUACUUCUUUUUACUUUUUUGAAAUCUCUUCUUUCUUCUUCUUAAACAAAUUCAAUUUUCUUAACCCCUUUCUUUUUGCCUUUUCAUUUCUCAAUUACUCCAUCUAAUCAUCCACAGUGCUAACUCAGAUCAGAUUCACUUGGGUCGCCCCUGGUCAACCCAUUAUUCCCUCCUGCUUCUUCCAACGCUUCGCUCAUUUCAUCUCCCUAAUUUCUCCAUUUUCACGCCUUUUCUUUCUUCGCUCCCUCUGAUUUGAUCUCGAUUUUUCUGGCUUUUGCUUCAAUUCUUGAUUUCGGUUUCUUCAUGGACGCACUUAAUCAAAACCAUCCUCUUAAUCAAAAGGAAGGAAGUUCUAAUGGCGGUUACCAAAACCUGACCAAUACCACCGUAGAUUCUUCUAAUCCUGCUAAGCCUCAACAUAUUUUGUCAGAUCGCCACGUGACGCCCGCUCCGAAGAAAGAAAAGGAUGGAAUUAUGGAGCACGGAUUGGAUAUUAUGCCUCCUUUGACUCUCUCUCAGGUACCGUCCACCACACUGGCAAAGCAAACAAAACGCCCUUCUAAGGACCGCCACACGAAAGUUGAGGGUCGCGGCCGGAGGAUUCGGAUGCCGGCGGCCUGUGCCGCCCGUAUCUUUCAGCUGACUAGAGAGCUAGACCAUAAAUCCGACGGCGAGACUAUCCGGUGGUUACUUGAGCACGCCGAGCCGGCAAUUAUCGAAGCGACGGGAACGGGCACCGUUCCAGCCAUCGCAGUCUCCGUCGGCGGGACACUAAAAAUCCCAACCACGUCUCCCGCGAGGCCGAAUGGGGAAAUUUCUGAAGCACCGAGAAAAAGAAGACGAAAAGGCACAAACUCGGAAUCCAACGAUUGCAACGAUCAAGCUUCUGUUUCCUCGGGUCUUACGCCGAUUGCUCCAAUGGCUGCUUAUGGUGCCGGCCUUGUUCCUUUCUGGGGAAGCGCUGGCGGCGUUACGGAGCCGUUUUUUAUGGUUCCGGGAACAUCAAACAACCAUCAACCACAGCUGUGGGCGGUGCCGGCAAGACCCCUAUCUAAUUUGGUAUCGUCGAUGAAUCCCGGUUUGCAAUUUGGGGGUGUGGUGCCGGUUUUGACGAGAGCUGUUUCAAACGGUUCGAGUGGAUUGGAAAGUGGAUCAUCGCCGGCGAUGGUUUCGGCGAGUUUGAUUCCGGGGACGGUGAGUGCUCCGGCAAGUACAAGUGGUAGCACUCAAAUGUUGAGAGAUUUCUCAUUGGAAAUUUACGAAAAGAAAGAGCUGGAAUUCAUGGGUAGGCGAAGCCCUGCAAAGUCUCAAACGCCAUGUUCAAAACCUUGAAAAUGACUUUCUUUACUCUCACUGUUUCUUCAUCUCCUUCUUUGGUGUUAGAAGUGUUAGUUACAGGGGUUUUGAACAGGCAGUUUGGGGAAAAUAUUAUUUUGCAUGUAAUAAAUCUUGUUAGCUGUGUGUAAAAAGAGUAGGAAAGAACAAGUCCUUUCUGCCAUUUUCUUGGGUUGCCCUCUCUCUU